Molecule: messenger RNA, 1286 nt
Organism: Aspergillus ochraceoroseus IBT 24754
Lineage: Eukaryota; Fungi; Ascomycota; Eurotiomycetes; Eurotiales; Aspergillaceae
Product: putative mitochondrial phosphate transporter Pic2
Exons: 5
Coding region: 177-1118 (313 amino acids)
Biological process (GO): mitochondrial phosphate ion transmembrane transport
Cellular component (GO): mitochondrial inner membrane
Molecular function (GO): phosphate transmembrane transporter activity
Source: RefSeq, a predicted model, not a curated record
AAGAGAUCGGAAACCGGCACCGGGAGGCACGGAUAAAUCGAGACUUCAUCAUGAUUGAUGGAUGGAUGGAUGGCUGGGACUUCUGCUACUACAUUACUUAAAUAGUACUGCUCUCUUCUGUUCAUAUUCCUUCAAUUAGAAGAUACUUACCUCCCGUAUCCAUCUGAUCCACCACAAUGGCUGCUGUCCAGGAGAGGAGGUUACCGUUUGGCAAGAUUGAGCCCAACUCGCUCAAGUAUUUUGGUGCCUGUACUGUAGGAGGAAUUAUCGGAUCCCUCUACAAAGCCUGUGGUCCAACUCAUACCUCCGUCACCCCCCUCGACCUCGUCAAAUGUCGCCGCCAGGUUGAUCCCAAAAUCUACACCUCCAAUCUCUCCGCAUGGCGUUCCAUCAUCUCCAAAGAAGGCCUGCGCGGCAUCUUCUUCGGCUGGUCCCCGACCUUGCUCGGCUACUCGCUCCAGGGAGCCGGCAAAUACGGCUGCUACGAGUACUUCAAGCACCUCUACGGCGACCAGCUCUUCCCCAACAUGAACCGCACCGUCGUCUUCCUGGGCGCUAGCGCCUCCGCGGAGUUCUUCGCCGAUCUCGCCCUCUGCCCCAUGGAAGCCAUCAAGGUGCGCAUGCAGACCACCAUGCCGCCGUUCGCGCACAGCCUGCGCGAGGGCUGGGGUAAGAUCGUGGCCACGGAGGGCGUGGCGGGCCUGUACAAGGGCCUGUAUCCGCUGUGGGCGCGCCAGAUCCCGUACACGAUGACCAAGUUUGCGACGUUCGAGGAGACCGUGGGGCUUAUCUAUCGCACGUUGGGCAGGCCCAAGGAGAGCUAUAACGGGUUGCAGCAGACCGGGGUGAGCUUUUUGGGCGGGUAUAUUGCUGGGAUCUUUUGUGCGAUUGUUAGCCAUCCCGCCGAUGUGAUGGUUAGUAAGUUGAAUGCGGAUCGGAAGGCUGGGGAAUCGGCCAUGACGGCUGUCUCGAGAAUCUACGGCAAUAUCGGUUUCUCUGGGCUGUGGAAUGGUCUGCCGGUUCGUAUAGUCAUGCUGGGUACAUUGACUGGAUUCCAAUGGUUGAUUUAUGACUCCUUCAAAGUGUUCCUUGGUCUUCCGACUACAGGAGGCCAUUAAUUCGAUAAUGACCAUGGGAUAGAUAGAUAGAUAGAUAGAUAGAUAGAUAGAUCAUGGAGUUUCAUACCGCCGUUAAGAGACCGAUUGUAGAGGAUUGAGUCCGUACGGAGUCACGGAGUGGUGCUUUGUAGAUACAUACGCAGCAGACCGCCUUUCAUCGAGAACCGA